UGGUUGCCGAGGAGGCGGUGAGAUGGCGUGCGGUUCGGUGUCGGUGGGGAUCCUGUCCGUGUUGCUCUGUUCGUGCCUGGCGGUGCGGAGCCAGGAGCCGGAGGAGCACCCUAGCGUGCUGCGAGCCGAGGACUCCCCGUACGGCUCCCUGUGGCCGCUGCCCCGCUCGGUGCAGAGCUCUGCCGGCUACCUCUUCCUGUCCCCGGACAGGUUCAGUAUUGUCCAUGGCACCGGCUCCACCGCGGGGCCCUCCUGUGUCCUGCUAGAGGAUGCCUUCCGCAGGUAUUAUGAGUAUAUAUUUGGAUAUUCAAAGCGGAAGAAUGUUCCCAUUAACAAAGAGUUGGGAGAAUUACUGCAACUUCAGGUUAUAAUUACCUCUCGAGACAACGACUGCCAUAAAUAUCCAAGCAUCAGUUCGGAUGAAUCAUAUAAAUUAAUUGUUAAUGGCAGUUCUGCAGUUCUUCAAGCCAAUCAAGUGUGGGGUGCUCUGAGAGGUCUAGAGACUUUCAGUCAGUUGGUUGAACAAGAUGACAUUGGUUUGUUUUGCAUAAAUUAUACCCAAAUAUCUGAUACACCGCGGUUCGCACACAGAGGGAUUCUGCUGGAUACAUCCAGGCACUAUCUUCCAUUGAAGACCAUCCUGUUAAACUUGGAUGCCAUGGCCUUUAACAAGAUGAAUGUUUUCCACUGGCAUAUUGUCGACGACCAGUCUUUUCCUUAUGAGAGUAUUACUUUUCCUGAAUUGAGUAAAAAGGGAGCUUAUAAUCCGUUUACCCAUAUUUACACCUUCACUGAUGUCCGACUGGUGAUUGAAUAUGCUCGCCUACGAGGAAUUAGAGUUGUUCCAGAAUUUGAUUCACCUGGACACACAGAGUCAUGGGGUGCAGGGCAACCAGGCCUUUUGACCCCAUGUUUUAAAGGAGAACAACUUUCAGGAACAUAUGGACCUGUAAAUCCCAUUUUAAAUGACACCUACAACUUUAUGACCCAGUUCUUUAACGAAAUCUCCAAAGUGUUUCCUGAUAAAUACAUCCAUUUAGGAGGAGAUGAAGUAGACUUCUCUUGCUGGAAAUCUAAUCCUGAUGUUUGCAAGUUUAUGGCUGACCAUGGUUUUGGCACAGAUUACACAAAGUUGGAGUCCUAUUAUAUUCAACUACUCUUGCGAAUAAUUACAUCAUACCGCAAGGGUUAUAUGGUCUGGCAAGAGGUAUUUGAUAACAAUGUUAAGCUGAAUCCAGACACUGUUGUUGAAGUUUGGAAGAUGGAGAAGUAUCAAGAUGAGAUGGCAGCUGUCACAGCUGCUGGCUUUCAAGCUCUUCUUUCUUCUCCCUGGUACUUAAACCGCAUUUCGUACGGUCAGGAUUGGAUCCAGAUCUACAAAAUUGAGCCAUCAAACUUUAAGGGAACUGAAGCACAGAAGAAACUGGUGAUUGGCGGUGAAGCUUGUCUGUGGGGUGAAUUUGUAGAUGCCUCAAACCUCACUCCUAGACUGUGGCCCCGUGCAAGUGCCGUUGCAGAGAGACUGUGGAGUGAUAAACAAGUGACAAACGUGCAAGACGCUUACAAUAGACUUGUUAAACACCGAUGCCGAAUGGUCAGACGCGGAAUAGUAGCAGAGCCGCUCUAUGUAGGAUACUGUAAACAUGAAUUGAAUUUCUGAACAGCGAACAAUUUACAAUCUGGUGACUUACAAGAUUAAAAAAAUCAAGCUUUAUUCGAGCUGUAAAUUAUGCUCUGUAAGAAUAAAAUGUUGUUGAUCAUUUUGUAAAAAAAUCUGAACAUAUAAUUUUUUUAAAAGAAAAUCGUUUAGAAGUGAAAUUGUACAAUAAACCCAUAAUACGGA
This is a messenger RNA of Pelobates fuscus (common spadefoot toad), 1843 nucleotides long. RefSeq names its product hexosaminidase subunit beta (gene HEXB). Bases 23 to 1660 code for a protein of 545 amino acids. Gene Ontology annotation, biological process: glycosaminoglycan metabolic process; ganglioside catabolic process; carbohydrate metabolic process. The transcript has 14 exons. Gene Ontology annotation, cellular component: membrane; lysosome. Lineage: Eukaryota; Metazoa; Chordata; Amphibia; Anura; Pelobatidae. Gene Ontology annotation, molecular function: beta-N-acetylhexosaminidase activity. The record is from RefSeq and is a predicted model, not a curated record.